AUGAGCACCACUGACUGCGUCACCAGCAUCGGGGAAGACGAGGCCAUGGCGGCCGGUCGGCUGGUGAUCGAGUGUCAGCGGGUCGGACCCCACGAGCUGCACAUCUCCACACUGGAGGUGUAUGAGCCGGGCCCCGCCGGCCGCUGGGUGCAGCUGUACCGGGGCUUCGGACAUGCUCACUGCCUGCGCCGACUGCAGGCUAACGCCCCCUACCGACUGCGAGUCAGCCGAGGCGGCGAGGCCAGCGAGGUGCACAGUUUCAUGACGAGCGCGGCACCCGUCUCGGCGACCGAGCUCCACCGCGCCGUCCAGCUGGACCGCCCGUACGGCCUGACGGCGCUCAUGGUGGCCGCUCGCGAGGGCUUCGCGCAGAUGGCAGCACUGCUGCUGCGCUGCGGCGCCGACGUGAACGUGCGCAGCCACGGCGCCGCCAAGACGGCGCUUAUGUUCGCCAGCUUUGCGGGUCACCUGGCCAUCACCGAGCAGCUGCUGUCUGCCGGGGCGGACGUGCGAGCGGCGGACUCAUCGGGGCGAUCCGCGCUCCACCAUGCGGCCGACGGCGGAAGCUGCGCGGUGCUGCGGCGCCUGGUGCAGGCGGGCAGCCCGCUGGAGCAAGCCGACUCGCAGGGCUGGACGGCCCUGAUGCGCGCCGCUCUUCUCGGAGGCCCGGUGACCACCCUAAUGGGGCUGGGCGCCCGCACGGACGGCGUCGACUCGCGGGGCCGCCAGCUGCGCCGCAUGGGCACGUCUCCGCUGCGGACGGCCGACCUGAUGGGCGUCUGGCGUCGGGGCGCGCGCAUCCUGCAGAGCCACCCCUGGCGGUCUGGCCGGUCACUGCCCAAACAGAGCUGGUGA
Pollicipes pollicipes is the source of this 855-nucleotide messenger RNA. RefSeq names its product fibronectin type 3 and ankyrin repeat domains protein 1-like. The record is from RefSeq and is a predicted model, not a curated record. Gene Ontology annotation, molecular function: protein binding. The transcript has 6 exons. Bases 1 to 855 code for a protein of 284 amino acids. NCBI's taxonomy places the organism in Eukaryota, Metazoa, Arthropoda, Thecostraca, Pollicipedomorpha, Pollicipedidae.